AUGCCGGUGAGAGAACUUGCGGUACGAUUGUCGAGUGCUGAACGACCGUCGAAUGGGUCUGCGUCUGGGACCGCUCAACCUUCUCCAGAUAGCGCAAGGCCUCUAGACGGUUCCCCCGCCGGCACGGAUACCCCCACUGGAAAUAUUUAUUUCGACUGUUCUGUCUGCAAACGACAGAUCGCGUCCAAUCGUUACGCUCCACAUCUAAGUGGCUGCAUGGGCUUAGGAAACUCGAGGAGAGGUGCAGCACGGAAUGCGUCCAGCAAAGCGAGAUCGUCCGAUGCCGGGUCACCGUAUGUCAACUCUGAAGCUGGUUACGUUUCCGACGAGAGCAAGUCGCCAUCGAAGAGCAAGUCCAGGUCGAAGGCUAAACAAGCAGACGAGGCCGAGUUCAGCCUGAACAAUAACAAGAAGAGGAAUGGUUCACCUUCGGUGUCGCCCACGAAGAAGGCGAAGAAGCCAAAGACUGCGGUCAGCAGGGUGAAAACAGACCACGAUCUAUCCGGUUCACCAUCUCUACUUCCCGUCUCACACACUAGCUCGCAAUCCAAGAUACCAUCCAAGCUGCGAGAAACCUCAGUCAUGUCCGUCGAUCGGCAAUCCUCCUCUUCUGGAUCCCGAUACUCGUCACCUGCUCGCUCGGUCUCGACUUACACGGUCCAGAGCCCUGUGAUAGGUACCGCGGCGUCUACUGGAAAUACCAAGUCGAAGAUGAUUGCCUCAAAGUCUGCGGCAAGCCACUAUAGCCCGCCGCGACCACUACCUCCAGUAAUCAGGCUAGAGUCAGACUACCUCGUCGAUGUCGAAGGAGAAGAGACUGGCUCUUCGACGGACACAGACAGCGACUAGCUUCUUCUCUGGGCCGGACCUGCCACACAUUUGGUUCAAACUAAAUCAUCUCUUGAACUAAAUCAUCUCUUGUAGUACUCUUACUACCGCACGUCUGGAUAUCCUGCUGUUUUGUGUUUACAGUCUAGCUAUGCACUAUGUCAC
Phanerochaete carnosa HHB-10118-sp is the source of this 993-nucleotide messenger RNA. RefSeq lists its product as uncharacterized. Bases 1 to 849 code for a protein of 282 amino acids. The transcript has 8 exons. The record is from RefSeq and is a predicted model, not a curated record. Lineage: Eukaryota; Fungi; Basidiomycota; Agaricomycetes; Polyporales; Phanerochaetaceae.